AUUUUCACCACAUGCAAAGCAUUUUUUCACCGAAUAGCUUCUUCAUCUUCUUGCUUCGGCUUCGCUACAUAAAGCAAAUCUCUCUACCAUGGCGAGACACGCUCGAAUCGCCCGGAGAAAUCCAUGACACUCGGUAUCGAAUUCCCAUCUUCCGCCUGUCUGCAGGUGAGACACUGGAACAUGGCGUUCAUCUGCCCCGGAGUAUAAGUUGCAUCAGUUAGAAAUUUCUGUUCUUUACAUCGAUAUUAUCGAACGUCUUCUUCCAAUGAUUUUUCGGAGACUUUGCCUUUCUAUUGCCCAUUCUGACCUCCAUUUGCCAACCUUUCACAAAAGAAUUGGGUGCCAAUUUACUUCUACCAGGUCAAGUCCGACUUUUUUCUCUCGGAAUUGUUAUAAGCCAACAUCUCAGAAACUCUCUGUGGCUCCUCGUUUUGUUUCGUCGAAUUGCGAAAUGGGUGAUGCACGAAGACCCCCUGCUGUACCCAUUCCAUCGCUUGACAAAGCUGAUAAGAACGAAUUGCUAAGAGCCCUUGAAGCCUCAGUGGGUUCUUCAUUUAGUCUUGAACCAUUGCGCCCUGUUCCAAAACCUUUGAUUAUUGUCAUUAGUGGACCAAGUGGAGUGGGCAAAGACGCAGUCAUUAAAAGACUGAGGGAAGUUAGAGACAGUCUCCAUUUUGUUGUUACUGCGACUAGCCGGCCAAUGCGACCAGGUGAAGUUGAUGGGAGGGAUUAUUACUUUGUCACUAAAGAGGAGUUUCUCUCCAUGGUUGAAAAGGAUGAACUACUGGAGUAUGCUUUAGUGUAUGGUGACUAUAAGGGUGUUCCAAAGCAGCAAAUACGUGAGUACAUGGCAAAGGGGUACGAUAUCGUGUUGAGGGUGGACAUACAAGGGGCAGAAACCUUGAGGAGGGUUCUUGGGCAGUCUGCAGUUUUUAUAUUUCUGGUUGCAGAGAGCGAACUGGCACUUGUUCAGCGGUUGAUUGGUCGGAAGACGGAGACUAAAGAAUCGCUUCUUGUCAGAAUAGCGACGGCACGUGAGGAGGUCAGACAUAUUAAUAAAUUUGAUUAUGUUGUUGUGAAUGAAGAAGGACAGCUGGAGAAUGCUGUGAAAUUGGUGGAGUCCAUCAUUGAUGCCGAGAAAGCUAAAGUUAAACAAAAGGCUGCUGUGAUAUAGGGAACAUAGAUUAACUUCAUUUUCAAAGAAUGUGCAUUUGUUACUGCGAGCUUAAAAAGCCCUGGUCUUUCUUAUCAAGGCAUUCAUCUGCUGUUUGGCAGUUAGCUUAUGGGAGCUUUUAUGGAGACAUCUGUGAUUUAUUUAAUAAAAGAAGAUGCAGAAGGUUGAUAAGCUUUCAUUUGAGUUUCAUUAUUCUCCUUUGACUCUUUGAGAUUCUCAAGGAAGUUGCAGGAUGGAAUCUUACACGUAGAACAGGCCAAGCUUUUUUUUUUCAGCUGAUGUAAUACAUGGAAAAAAAGGCAUCUAUGUCGUAAAAUCAUGCAUAUCUGCAGUUUUGAACGGUGUGAUUAGUCAAUGAAGAGCAUGAGAAUAAGAAAAAAAUCAUCAUGAUGAACUCCUAAAUAAUUGUGGAAGUUAUUGAAGAGCCUCCAUAUCCAACAUCUUUCUUGGCUUCCUCAGGGCACAGCAUCAAUGAGCUACUGUUGCUAAAUCUGAAUCUCUUUACUUAUGGUUAGCUUUCUUUCUCCCCUAGUUCUUCCCUAUUAUGUUUGCGGGAGCAGCAAGAUUUUCGUAGUUAGCUGGAAAGCAGUCUGUAACACGUACGAUUAUUGCUUGGUCCUUUGAGACGUUUGAUGUCCUGUUCGCGGUCAUGUCCAAUGUAUUGCUUAUUGCAUUU
Messenger RNA from Syzygium oleosum, 1850 nucleotides. RefSeq names its product guanylate kinase 2, chloroplastic/mitochondrial. Gene Ontology annotation, cellular component: cytosol. The transcript is spliced from 2 exons. NCBI's taxonomy places the organism in Eukaryota, Viridiplantae, Streptophyta, Magnoliopsida, Myrtales, Myrtaceae. Gene Ontology annotation, molecular function: GMP kinase activity. Gene Ontology annotation, biological process: purine nucleotide metabolic process. The record is from RefSeq and is a predicted model, not a curated record. Bases 266 to 1174 code for a protein of 302 amino acids.